This is a messenger RNA of Erythranthe guttata (spotted monkey flower), 2481 nucleotides long. RefSeq lists its product as uncharacterized. The record is from RefSeq and is a predicted model, not a curated record. Lineage: Eukaryota; Viridiplantae; Streptophyta; Magnoliopsida; Lamiales; Phrymaceae.
AAUCCGUGCAAAAUUUCGCGCCCAAACCUAGAAUUUCUACCUGUGUCACUGUGUGUGCGUGAGCUUGUGAAUAAUUUUCUUGCUUUUACUGAUUUAUGAUGGGUUGUUCGAAGAGUGGGCGGAGUAGCAGAAGGGCUCGAAAUCGAAGUUCCAAUGGAGAUUUUCCUGAUAAUUUCUGCAAUUUCAAAACCCUUUUCCCCGGCAUCCAAUCCCCUGAGGGAACAAAACCCGAUGUCUUGAAGGAUUUGUAUGGUCUUCUCGACAAAUUUUCUUCGAAUGCAAAGUGGAGCUACAAGUUUGCGCAUGAAUUUGACCUCGAAAUUUGUCAUGAUGGGAUCAAACUGACCUUUGCAGAUAUUAACGAACUCUCUAACGUACUCUUCACACACUUGGAAGAAAAGUUUGAACGGUUAUUCUCAAACUUAUGUGCCGACAAGGAUCUUCGUGAGAGUAGCUCUAAUUCAGAUUUAUUCGACGCUGUGGAAGUAGUGAAUUUGCUGUUCAGAUGUUGUAUGUUGGUCUUGACUUUGCUCGAACCUAGACAAAAUCUUAUCCUCGAAAAAUUGCCGAUUUUGUUGAGGAUACUCAGAAAGUCGAGUUCACACCGCUUAGUUGAGAACACAGGGAGAAACACGUUUGUCUUUGAGAAGUCGGUUUUUCGUGAAAAUGGCUGCUGUACAUCGUCUGUUGAGGGCUUCACUGCUUCCUUACAGUUUUUGGAGCCUUACGAUCCUCUCCUUUUUUUCAUGUCUACAACUCUCGAGGUAUUUGUAGACGAGCUGUAUGCGCAUGGGCAAUUAAGGAAUUACUUCCGGAUGAUUAAUUCUGUUGUUUAUAUCAAUGAAACGCUAUCCAAUUCGCAAUCUGCUCACAGUGAUAUUGGGAUUGAAGCGAUCUGUAACCAUUUUAUCAUAUCAUUUUCCCAUAAGCAAGUUUUCGAAGAUUUUCUCAAUCGACUAUUUAUUACGCAUGCAAUAGAACUUCGAUAUCCUUACACUUCUCCAGCUUUGAGUGUUACCACAGCUGUAUCGUUACUUCUUAACCCUACCAUGGUUUCUGCUCCGAAAUACGUUCAAGCCCAUUUGAUUUCACUAGUUUCUGAAGCAGUUAAUAUCAAGAACUUGCAACCCGAUCGUAAACUAACCAACUGCUUCCUAUCAACCUUUGAAAAAUCCGUCACUUUGUACAUGAGACACAUGUCUUGUUUACAGACAGAUGGGUAUUCGGGCUUCACUUCUAAUUCAUCGCAUGAUAUUGCUUAUCCACCAUUUGAGCUUUACAUAACCCCAGAGACGAAAAAUAAGGUUGAUUGUCUAAUCACCAAGCUAGACAACGAUUUGAAUCUGGACUUGAACGACAGUUUAUUUAGGAUGAAAUCGGACAUGGUGAGUUCUUGCAUGAGAUUCGUGAAGGAGUGUCAAAAUGCUUAUGCCCUAUCAUGCGAAGACGAGAUCUUGUCCAUCUUAAGCUGCUUGGUCGUCAAAGCCUCUGAAAGCUACGACGACGAAGCUGUACGUCCAAUCGAGUGUACGACUCUGCAGAAUAUAUAUCUUCUUGCUUCUGUAUUGAAACUAAUGAGCAUCUCAUUACUACAAACUAUUCGGUGCCUUAGAAACGGCGAUGAAUUAUGUCGCCUCAAGACCUUGAAAGACUUGUCCUCGUGCAAGGAGUAUAAGUUCAUUUUAGGCGCAAUCUCAUGUUUCAGAAAUUUGGACAUCGGUUUGCCAUUGCAACAAGAUCUAUCCAAGGUGAUGAUGUCUAAUCAUUCUACGAGGCAUGUGGAUUCGAAGAUGAUGUUUUUGCAUUUCUCGGGACUGAUGUCACUAAGCUUUGUCACUGGGCUCGAUUGCUUGGCAAAAGCCUGUUUGUUGGCAAUUCUUGCUCUGUUAAAUUUAUUUAUUUUCGAGGAGGGCAACUUGGACGCGUUGGAAUCUUUAAGUGAUGCCAAGAACGGAUCUUUUUCAUUUGUCAGAUUCCAUGAGACUAAGACCGGCCGAAACUCCAGCCUUGUGGUCGCGUCAAAGUUCCAUAAGAUACAGUCUCUUUAUUCGAGUCUAAAGAACAAUAAAUAUAACAGAAGGGAAACUUUGAGUUCAGAAACGUUAGCAAGUACUUUGGAUAUGGAGCCAGUUACAGGCUUAGAAGAAGAAACGGAAGAGACGAGCAACGGGGAGGUCUUCUUGAAGUGCGUUUUAAAUAUGGGAGAAAAUAACGAUUUUGAUGAUUUGGCCAGUUUUGUUGAAUGCAAACGAGGUAAAGAUUACUCAGCUUGGUUCAAGAAUCGUAAAAGAUAUCGAUGUCGGUUAUUAGAGAAAAUGGCUGUUUUAAGGUGGAAAAGAAAGAAAAAGACUUGGAAAACGUUAAAACGGAAGAGAACAAAUUGUUAGGCUACUAGCUAUUAUUACCUCUUAAAGCUUCUGUUGCUAUCGCCACUUGAAGAUUCAUUUCUUUAUUUAGUGAACAUGCACAAAUUAAUCAGAU